This is a messenger RNA of Panonychus citri (citrus red mite), 2035 nucleotides long. RefSeq names its product TBC1 domain family member 20-like. NCBI's taxonomy places the organism in Eukaryota, Metazoa, Arthropoda, Arachnida, Trombidiformes, Tetranychidae. Gene Ontology annotation, cellular component: endoplasmic reticulum membrane. Gene Ontology annotation, molecular function: GTPase activator activity. Gene Ontology annotation, biological process: positive regulation of GTPase activity; endoplasmic reticulum to Golgi vesicle-mediated transport. The record is from RefSeq and is a predicted model, not a curated record.
UCAGAUUGAAACUUGUUUUGGAAAAACAAGAAAUCAAAUUAACUCUUUAUUUCUUUAACAAUUUACUAAUCACCAUUUUGAUUUAAUCUUUAUUCUUAUUAAUUAUCUUAUUCUGCUUGUUUGCCAUCACGUUAAGAUUAUUGAUCUUCAUUUAAAAAGAAUAAAGGAAUCAGGUGAAUAUGACUGAUAUGUGCUCUUCGUCAACCUCUUUUGAGGAUCUUGGUGAUGAAGAAAAUGAUUCAUCUCUGGUUAAUAAUAAUUUGACCCAAUCAUUGUUACAAAAAUUUGAAUCAUUGCCAAGUAAUUUACGUUAUGGCGAUGGUGAUAAUGAGGAGACCAUUGCAGAUAUUCAAAGUCUUACAAGCAGUGAUGUAAGUGGUAAAGAUCUUUGGAUUCUCUGUGACAAAGAGCUUGACACUCAAUCAACUUCAGAUAAAUCAAGAAGGAAAAGUCCACUAACCGAACAGCCUAAAAUUGGUUCUAUCAUUAAAUGUCUCAUUUCAUCCAAUAUAACUGGUCUUAAACGUGCAGCACGACAAAAACUUGGUUUGAUCAAUGACUCCUUGCGAUUAUUUGCUUGGCCUAAAUUGGUGGGUGUUGAUACGAUUGAGACUAUUCCUCGUCCUGAUACCACAGAAAUGGAAAAACAUCCCUUCUAUACCCAAGUUGUACUCGAUGUUAACCGAUCACUUAAAAGAUUUCCUCCAAGUAUUGAAGAAACUCAAAGACUUUCCAUGCAGCAACAAUUAAUCCAACUAAUCAUGAGGGUUCUCAUCAAAAACCCUAGUCUCUACUAUUAUCAAGGUUAUCACGAUAUUUGUGUCACAUUCCUACUCAUAUUGGGUGAAGAGAUGGCUUUCCAUGUUGUCGAUUCCAUCUCUCGGACCCAUUUAACGCAACACAUGGAGAAAACAAUGGAAACCACUGCUGAUCUAAUGGAAUUUAUUUUAAUCAUGAUCGAUGAAGAAGAUGGACAAUUGGGCGAUUUUAUGUAUAAAUCUGGUGUGGGCAAUUUUGCUUUAUCCUGGGUAAUCACUUGGUUUAGUCACAUUUUCCGUGAUUACAAAAUAGUUGGACGUUUAUUUGACCUUUUCCUUGCUGACGAUCCUCUCCUACCGAUUUACCUUUCAACCGCCAUCGUACUUUAUAAAAAAGAUGAUAUCUUAAAGCUCGACUGUGAAAUGUCAAUUGUACAUCAAUAUCUUUGUGGAAUAUUGGAAAAUGAAGAUGAUCUACCAAUUGAAGAUUUAAUCAUCCAAUCAAAAGAGCUAUUUGUCAAAUAUCCUCCCGAGAAACUUAAAUCCCUACAAAAGUUCAAACCCCGUUCAAUUGUCACCAAAAGAAAGGAGCAAAGUGCCUUAAUUAGUCUCAUCUUUUCUUUACUCGAUAAAGGAACUAAAUAUACUUUCACAUCGAUCACAUUAACAAUGGUCGUUUGUGCUAUCGUUUAUCAACAAUAUCUAACCAAAUGAUCAUGAUAAGCGUUAAUCAUCAAUAUGUUUCAUCAUUUUUCCUGUUUACUUUUCUCUCUCUCUCUCUCUCUCUCUCUCUGCUGUUCCAACUGAAUAUCGAUCACGCACCUCUUACAGUAUCAAUAUAUCAUGAAACAUCAAUUAUCUUCAUCUUCCUCCUUUUCAUCUUGAAGCACAAAAAAACGCAGUUACCACAACAAUUAGCGAGGCUAUAACAACACAAAGCCUAAUCUCUGUACAAAGGAUAAAUUGAAAGAGGAAAAGACAGAGUAAACAUUCAAGAUAUUAAAAUCUUAGAAAUUAACACUUCAUUAAUUUGCAACCAUUAAGUGAUAAAACAAAUAACGUGAUGAUACCAAUUAAUUAUUCUGAUAUACCCUGGCGAUGAUUUAACUUUCGAUAUGUAUCAUAACUUUUUUUAUAGUGAACAAUUAUCUAACUCAAAUCCAAUAUUUACCAUUUAUCAAUGGAUGAAAAAGCAAAAAUUGAUCAAAAAAAAUUUUCGUGAUAAUUAUUACUCUAUAAAUAUAAAUAAAGUCAACAUUUCUUUAAAUUGUGAAAAA